AUGCCUCCCAUAGAUGCUGUUGAUACACACGAUGGCCACCUCCCUCAUGGGAUCUGCACGUCUUCAUAUCCCGGUGGGAUGGUCAGUGAGCCACGCAAUGCACGUAAGAAGCUGCAGGUGAUUGUUUGUGUACUCUUCGUGGAGCUUUUUGAGAGGUUCACCUUCUUUGGGAUUGUUUGCAAUAUGAUCCUUUUCUGCACCAUCAAGCUGGGAUACAGCAGUUACCAAGCAGCCAUGGUGAACACAUGCUUUGUAGGAGCCAGCAUACUUACACCGGUUCUUGUGGGAUGGUUUGCUGAGACGUGCAGUUCCUUGCUAACUACGCUGGGAGUGUUCCUCAGUUCUCUCAAAAUGUGCUGCCUCCAUUAUCGCCAUUUAAGCGGAGAUGUUGCCAACUGGUUAGACCGUGCCAAGGAAAACAACGAGGGUUGUUACAGUGAGACCAGUGUGGAGAACGUCAAAAUCCUAGUCAAACUUUUCCCUCUCUUUGGACUUCAGCUUUUAUAUCAAGCUUGCAUUACCCAGAUCCCAUCAGGCUAUUAUCUGCAGACGAUACAUUCCAACUUAAAGCUCAACGGCUUUCUCCUGCCUGUAGCAGUGAUGAAGGUCAUCAGUAUACUGCCAGUGUUGAUCUUAGCCCCACUGCUGGAGCUUCUCAACACCUGCUACCAGUCUCCAAAGAAAAUACUGCCCUCACCAGCCACAUUUAUAACUAUGGGUCAUGCCUGUGCAGCUCUCUCAGCACUACUGGCAGGGAUCUCCGAAAUCCACAGGAAGAAUUACCCCCAAGUGGAGCAGACAUUAUCAGGAAAGGUCCUGCAUGUGUCCUCUAUGACCUGUUUCCAGCUUACGCCCCAGUACAUUUUACUGGGAGUGGCGGAGGCCUUUGUGACACCAGCGUGCUUUCUCAUAUCCUUUUGUCUGACUCCCAGCAACCUUAGAGGCGUCUCCUUGCACUUCCUAACCCUCUCAUAUGGAGGUGGCUGCUUUCUAGGAGCUUUCCUCAUUCACAUUCUUUAUUUUGUGUCGGGAGGAAACUUCUAUCCUAAUAACCUCAGCAGUGGCAACAUGGAGAGGUUUUUCUUUACUCUGGCCACAUUAAUGGCUAUAAACACACUGGUGUUUUGGAGAAUAUCACAAAGGUAUGCAGAUCUGAGCGUGGAGCUGAGUAGCGGGGCAGGACACAGUCACCUGUACGAGAAACUCCUGCAGUACAAGAACUGUCUGCGUUUUUAUGACACAUUGGAUCGUUCAGACACCCUGACGUCCAUGGAAACUGUCUUGUGAAUUCAUCGUACAUAUAAACCCUGUAAUGCUGGCGUUACACAAGAGACUUUGAACGGA
This is a messenger RNA of Sinocyclocheilus anshuiensis, 1344 nucleotides long. RefSeq names its product solute carrier family 15 member 5-like. Gene Ontology annotation, biological process: transmembrane transport. The record is from RefSeq and is a predicted model, not a curated record. Bases 1 to 1287 code for a protein of 428 amino acids. NCBI's taxonomy places the organism in Eukaryota, Metazoa, Chordata, Actinopteri, Cypriniformes, Cyprinidae. Gene Ontology annotation, cellular component: membrane. The transcript is spliced from 7 exons. Gene Ontology annotation, molecular function: transmembrane transporter activity.